CACAGAGCAUCAGCCACACAUUCUCCUUACAUCUGAGUGGAUCUACGGACGAACCUCUCGAAAAUGGCGGCCCAGGAGGCAGCCCAGGAGGAGGAGAUUUCCCAUUUUGAUUCUGCUUUUCUCUCAGAGCUGUCUGCUCUUCUAGGCACAGAUGCGGUUCAGCUCACCAAACAAUUGGAAGAAGAAGGGCAGCAGGAACGAGAAAAAAUGGAGAAAGGAUUUAACUCACACAUGCGCAGUGAAACAAAAAGGUUAAAGAGUUUUGUGACAUAUGACCAUUACAGCUCAUGGACGCCACAGGAGAUGGCAGCAGCCAGGUUUUAUUUCACUGGCAUAAAAUCUGGGAUUCAGUGCUUCUGCUGCAGCUUAAUCAUCUUUGGUACCAGCAUCCGGACACUCCCCGUAGAAGAUCACAAGAAGCUUCGUCCACGCUCUGAGUUCCUUUUGGGCAAAGAUGUUGGCAAAUAUGAUAUAAGAGUAAAGAACCGAGAGAACACGCUGAGAGGGGACGAAGCAAGGUACCAGGAAGACAGGGAGAGACUUGAAUCCUUCCAGAACUGGCCAUUUUACGUGCAAGCAGUAUCUGUGAGGGAUCUCUCAGCUGCUGGCUUUUUCUUUACAGGCAAACGGGACACUGUGCAGUGUUUUUCCUGUGGCGGAUGUUUAGGAGACUGGGAAGAAGGAGAUGAUCCUUGGAAGGAACAUGCCAAAUGGUUCCCCAAAUGUGAAUUUCUUCAAAGUAAGAAAUCCUCAGAGGAAAUUGCACAGUACAUUCAAAGCUACAAGGGAUUUGUUGGUGUCACGGGAGAACAUUUUGUGAAUUCCUGGGUCAAGAGAGAGUUACCUAUGGUGUCACCUUAUUGCAAUGACAGCAUCUUUGCUAAUGAAGGGCUACGACUGGAUUCCUUUAAGAACUGGCCCCAUGCAUUCCCGGCAGGAGUUGCAGCUCUGGCCAGAGCAGGUUUCCUCUAUACGGGUGUGAAGGACAUCGUCCAGUGUUUCUUCUGCGGAGGGUGUGUGGAGAGCUGGAAGGAAGGCGAUGACCCAUUAGAAGAUCACGCCAGAUAUUUUCCCAAUUGUCAGUUUCUCCAAAAUCUGAAGUCCUGUGUAGAGGAGAUUCCAGACCUUCACAACCACCGUGAACUUUCUGAAUUAAAGGAAACCACAAGUGAAAGCUAUCGUGAGGAUUCAGCAGCAGUUAGUCCUGUAGUGCCAGCAGUGGCCCAGCGUGAAGCCCAGUGGCUGCAGGAGGCAAGGAACCUGAGUGAGUGGCUGAGAGCAUCCUACACCAGUGCCAGUUUCCGCCACAUGUGUUUGUGAGUCUGUCCCUCCCUAGCCACCGACCAUUUGCUGGGCUGGCCUUAAGCCUUGGCCUUAAGACGCAUCGGCAGUCCUGUGCAAGAGCCUGUGGUGUUACCUGAGGUCCUGGCCAACUUCAACUCUGUCAUGUGUGUGGAGGGUGAAGCAGGUAGUGGAAAGACAGUCCUGCUGAAGAAAAUAGCGCUUCUGUGGGCAUCAGGAUGCUGCCCCUUGCUAAACAGGUUCCAGCUGGUCUUCUACCUCUCCCUUAGUUCUACCAGACCGGACGAGGGGGUGGCCAACAUUGUUUGUGACCAACUCCUAAAGACAGAAGGCUCUGUUACUGAAGUGUGCCUGAGGAACAUCAUCCAGCAGUUAAGGAAUCAAGUGUUACUCCUUUUGGAUGACUACAAAGAAAUGUGCUCAGUUCCGCAUGUCCUAGAAAAACUAAUUCGAAAAAACCACUCAUCAAGGACCUGCUUACUGAUUGGUGUACAUACAAACAGGGCCAGGGACAUGCGCCGAUACCUAGACACGAUUCUGGAGAUACGAGUGUUUCCCUUUUAUAAUACCAUGUAUUUAUUACGGAAGCUCUUUUCACACGAUACGAGUUGUCUGCAAAAGUUUAUGGUUUACUUCAGAGUGAACGAAAGCUUGCAGGGAAUUCACAAAACUCCUCUCUUUGUCGCAUCGAUCUGUGCUAACUGGUUUCAGUAUCCUUGGAACAGAUCCAUUGAUGAUGUGGCUGCCUUCAAGUCAUAUAUGGAAUGCCUUUUCUUAAAGUACAAAUCGAUGGCUGAACUUCUCAGAGCAACUGUGUCCUCUUGUGGUGAGCUGGCCUUGAAAGGGUUUUUUUCAACUUGCUUUGAGUUCAGUGAUGAUGACCUUAUAGAAGCAGGAAUUGAUGACAGGGAAGAUUUAGUCACGUGCCUGUUGAGCAAAUUCACAGCCCAGAGACUAAGACCGGUCUACCGGUUUCUAAAUCCCACAUUCCAAGAAUUUCUUGCCGGGAAGAGGCUGAUUGAACUUCUGGAUUCUGAGAGGCAAGAAGAUCAAGAUUUGGGACUCUCUUAUUUGAAACAACUCAACUCAUCGAUGAUGGCUAUAGGUCCCUACAGCAAUUUUUUGCGUUACCUCUCCUGCCACUCUUCAACAAAGGCAGGGCCAAAGAUUGUAUCUCACUUGCUGCAUUGGGCAGAUAAUAAAGAGUCAUUGGAGAUUACAGCAGAAAAUGAUGACUACCUGAGGCACCAUCCAGGAAUUUCAGGGAUGAUGCAGUGUAUGAGGACGGUGUGGCAAAUGUCUCCUAAAGAUUACUUUUCAAUCGUUUCAGAACAAUUACUGACUCUUGCCAUAAAAGCUGCUUAUCAAAGCAACACUGUUGGUGCCUGCACUCCAUUUAUUUUGCAGUUCCUUCAAGGGAAGACCCUGAAUUUGGAUGUACUUAAUUUGCUGUAUUUUUUUGACCACCCAGAAAGCCUAUUACUGCUGCGGAGCAUCCGGGUCUCCCUAAGAGGAAGUAAGGCACACCCAGCAGGUUUUCCGUUCUUGGAAACAUAUAUAGACACAUCUAAGGCACCAACUGUUGAUCAGGACUGUGCUUCUGCCUUUGAAUCUGCGAACCUAAGGAAGAGGGAUUUAGCUGAAAAAGAAGAAAACAUAAAGCGUUUUCGGAACCAGCAACUCGUGAAACCACCCAACAUCAGUGCUGGCUACUGGCACCAUUCUCCAAAGCAGUACAAGAUCCCCCUUCUGGAAGUAUGUGUGUCUGACAUGGCCGCCGUGGACCGGGAGAUGCUCAGGGUUCUCAUGGUCAUUUUCUCGGCCUCGCAGCGCAUUGAGCUCUAUUUGGACAACAGCGGGGAGUUUAUGGAAUACAUCCGCCCGGCUCUGGAGCAGAGUAAGGACUCUGUGACCAAGUGCUCAGUGUGCCGCCUGGAGCUGAGUGCAGCAGAACAGGAAUUGCUCCUCACCCUGCCUGCCCUGGAGUCUCUUCAAGUCUCGGGGACAAGGCAGGUACCAGAUAAAGUUUUUACUAAUUUGGACAAGUUCCUAUGCCUGAAAGAACUCUCUGUGGCUCUGAAUGAUCAACAAAAUGUUUUUUCACUCAUUCCUGAAGAAUUCUUCCCUCUCUACAAUUUGAAAUUGUUGGUCCGAAUUUCAGCUGAGUAUAGUCCUUCUAAACUAGUGAAAUUAAUUCAGAAUUCUCCAAACCUUCAUGUUUUUCAUCUGCAAAGUAAUUUGAUUUCGGAUUUUGAAUCUCUCAUGACUGCACUUGCUUCCUGCAAGAAACUCAAAGAAAUUAAUUUUUUUGGAUCAUUUUUCAAACCCAUCGCUUUUGUCACCGCUUUGCCCAAUCUUAUUUCUCUGAAGAUACUAAAUCUUGAAGACCAACACUUUGCUGAUAAGGAAACAUCUGAAAUAUUCGCCUAUACCUUAGGUUCUCUUAACAACCUGGAAGAAUUGAGCCUUCCUACUGGGGAUGGGAUUCAACAAGUGGCCAAACUGAUCAUCCAGCAGUGUCAGCAUCUUCAGUUUCUCCGAAUUCUCUCAUUGCAGCAGAUUUUGGAUGAUGACAGCGUGAUGGAAAUUGCCAAGGUAGCAACCAAUGGAGGUUUCCAGAAACUUGAGGACUUAAAUCUUUCAGCCAAUCACAAGAUUACAGAGGAAGGAUACAAAAAUUUCUUUCAGACACUGGACAACAUGCCACACUUGAAAGAGUUGACUGUUUCUAGGUGUUUAACCGAAUACGUCAGAGCUCAGGCCACAACGGUCAAGUCUUUGAGUCGGUGCGUGUCACGACUGCCAAGCCUCAUCAGACUGACCAUGUUAGGUUGGCUCCUGGAUACAGAAGACAUCACACUGCUUAAUGCCAUGAAAGAAAGGCAUCCUCAAUCGAAGCACUUAGAUUUUUGGUGGAAAUUGGUACUGCCAUUCUCUCCAACCAUUCAGGAACAGAAGAUGUAGCUAAAAACUGGAAUAAGAUUUUUGGUCAACAAUUGUAAAAACCUACCUCUCCAAAAACAUUUUAUUACGUUUUGCACACCAAAGGAUAUUUACAGUAAGGCAUGUAAAAAAAAAACCAAAACCCAAAAAUGAACACUGCUUGUCCAUCACUGGCCUUAAGAAAUAUGUUACCAGAACCUCUGCAGUCCCCAAAUGAUCCCCCCCAACUAAAUGGAAAUCAGUUCUUCAAUCAAGUUUACACACCUAACCCUCCAUAAUGGAGGAUCAGCAGCGGGUUUUCGGGCUAAAUGCGGUAAGGAGGAUAAAAACGGCUAAGGGAACGGAGUGAGGUACACAGAUCUGUCUUAAAGCCACAGUAUGGAAAAGUAUUCAAGUGACAUGAAUGUGAAUUUUAAGAGUGAACCCAUUUUCUACAUAAAUGAAACAAGACUUGAUCACCAGAUCCAGAUGAAUCUUUUGUGGGCCAAGAUAUAAUCCUUAAUACUUGUAAGAUUUGUUUGGUAUAUUAAUUUUGGUGCAAUAGGCCAAUAUGAAGUAGAAGUAAGAUUUAAGGAAAAAAGCUCUUAGUACAGAGGCUUUUGAUUCAACACUUUCUGUAUCAGCAUAAAGUACAAAAUAGAAUUUCUAAGAUUUAGUCUAAAACGGAGAGGGCAGAGCCCUCGACAUCAGGUUUGCUGAAGCUGUGGAAAUGCAGCCGAAGAAUGUUUAAGCUUUGGGCAUUUUGCUGAGAAACUACCUCAGCACUUGGAGGUACUAGAGGAAGCCAUUCAGGUGGGGGUGCGGUGUUAGAAAACCACACAUGGCAUGGAUCUGCUAGAACACACCGGAAGCAGGGAAAGAAGUCCCUUGCUCCUACAGUGUCUUACCGCUACCCUCUAGUGACAAAGCUGUAUACUGUGCCUGCUGAGAGGACAGGUCUUUACAGACAGCAGAUCUACUGCAGAGAAGGCAGUGAAGGCUAGAUUGGGACACGAGAAGCAACAACUUGUUAACUGACAGAACUAUUACUUAUUAAAUAGCUUAGACCUAAACCAAAAAGAACCUAGUAAGAUUUCUUUUAAGAUUGACAGGAUGCACAGGAAUGUUUAUAGAAAACGUCUUCCAUGAUCUAGGAGAACUGGGUAGUGACUGACGGCAGGGAGGGGGCCAGGAUGGCGAGGGAAUAGGAGGGGGUCUGAUUCUUUUCUUUGCACAUCUUUUGUACUAUUUGAAUUCUGCACCAUAUGCAUGUAUUAUUAAAAAUGGUAUUUUAAAAACAAAGAGAAAUCGCUCUCUCUCCAAACCUUCUGAUAAGGGCUUCUAGUGUAAAGUAGGGA
Hyaena hyaena (striped hyena) is the source of this 5582-nucleotide messenger RNA. RefSeq names its product NLR family apoptosis inhibitory protein (gene NAIP). Gene Ontology annotation, cellular component: IPAF inflammasome complex. Gene Ontology annotation, molecular function: cysteine-type endopeptidase inhibitor activity involved in apoptotic process; ATP hydrolysis activity; ATP binding. Gene Ontology annotation, biological process: detection of bacterium; pyroptotic inflammatory response; defense response to bacterium. The record is from RefSeq and is a predicted model, not a curated record. NCBI's taxonomy places the organism in Eukaryota, Metazoa, Chordata, Mammalia, Carnivora, Hyaenidae.